CACAUGCUGAACAACACAGAGUCAACAGGCUGUUCGAGGCUCAGACGAAGCAUCACUACGACCGGACAACGAAAACAGAGCAGCGGAUGAACGCACGGUGGACUCUCAGAGAACUUUUUUCCUAAAGAAAGGCCUUUUUAGAAACAUACUUUUUGUUAUUGUUAACACAUAUUUCUACCGACUUGGGAUGUGACUUUCAGUGCAGACUCCCAGGCGGAGCGCUGUUUUCCCGGAGAGAUUUAGCGUGUGUUCGCUCACAUUUCUAAGGCGAAGUUGCGACUUUUGAGGGGCGACAGGUUCGUCACAUUUACAUGACAUUGUAACACUCGGCUCCGUCACCUCUCGACCAUGGCGGAAGCGGUCCAGCAGCCACACCUGGUGGAAAUCGACCCGGAUUUUGAGCCCCUGUCGCGGCCCCGGUCGUGCACUUGGCCCUUGCCCCGGCCGGAGUUCAUCAACCCGGGCGACUCCAACACGUCCUCGCCGGUGCCGUCUGUCAAGCAGGAGCCCGCAGGCAACGCCGACUUUAUCAACAACCUGAGCCUGCUGGAGGAGAGCGAGGACUUCACGGAGCAGAAGCCUGUCAUCCUGUGCACCGAUUUCCAGUGUCAGGAGAACUGCGUCCACCAGCAGCCGCCACAGCAGCAGCAGCAGCAGCAACAACAUCAGCAUCAGCAGCAGCACCCGAAUCCACAACUCCCGCAUCAUCAUCAUCAGCAACAGCAGCAGCAGCAGCAGCAGGUGCCUCUGCUCUCCUCCCCGGUCGGCUCGUCGUCCUCGGCGGCCGCAGCUGCCGCCGCUGCCCAGAGGAAGAGCAGCUCCUCCCGGCGAAACGCAUGGGGGAAUAUGUCAUAUGCAGACCUCAUAACCAAAGCGAUCGAAAGUUCUCCGGAGAACCGACUAACUCUGUCUCAGAUUUAUGACUGGAUGGUGAAGAGUGUGCCUUAUUUCAAGGACAAAGGAGACAGCAACAGCUCUGCAGGCUGGAAGAACUCCAUCCGACACAACCUGUCGCUGCACAGCCGCUUUGUUCGCGUCCAGAAUGAGGGCACGGGAAAGAGCUCGUGGUGGAUGCUGAACCCAGAGGGCGGGAAGAGCGGCAAGUCCCCACGCCGCAGGGCGGUCUCCAUGGACAACAACAGCAAGUACAGCAAGAGCAGAGGAAGAGCAGCUAAGAAAAAGCUGUCCCUGCAGGGCGGCCCUGACGGAGGCGCAGACAGCCCAGGCUCAUACUCCAAGUGGCCUGGCAGCCCCAACUCCCACAGCAACGACGACUUUGAUGCAUGGAACAGCUUCAGGCCUCGGACCAGCUCCAAUGCCAGCACUCUGAGCGGCCGCCUCUCGCCCUUCAUGCCAGAGGACGACCUCGGGGAGGCAGAUGUGCACAUGGGCUACCCAGGAGCGCCCGGGGCCAAGAUGACAGCCACGCUGCCCAGUCUCACAGAGAUGACGGGCUCUCUGGGACACAGUUCUGAGAAUGUCAUGGAGAACCUUCUGGACAACCUGAACUUGCUCUCGCCUAACAACUCUCAGGUUGGAGGAGGGGCAGCGACCCCUGGCUCCUCCCAGUCCUCCCCCUCUCCUAUGAUGCAGCCGAGCCCCGGGUACCCGGCUUACAGCUCCCCCAGCAUGGUCUCGCAGCCUCAGCAGGAGUACCGCAAGUGUGUGUAUGGCCAAGCGGGAAUGAACACCCUGUCGUCCAUGCCGCUGCAGACGCUGCCAGAGAGCAAGUCCAGCUUCGGGCCCGGCAUGGGCCCAUAUAGCUGCCCCGCGGGGCUUCUGAAGGAGCUGCUGACGACAGAUACAGACCAGCAUGGAGAGCUCAUGCCCUCAGUGGACACUGUGGUGUCGCAGUCCAGCGGAAGCUGCAUGCUGCCGCCGUACAACAGCAGCCAGCAUGCAGCCAAACUAAUGGGAGGAGGGAACAGUCACCCGCAUGGUCUCUCUCACACUCACCCCCACAAUGUGCACAGCCAAGCUCCGGCCACGUCUCCAGCGAUGAAUGGCCGCUUGCUCAUGCCCCUGAGCCACAGCGUGCGUUUGCCUACAGCCAAAAGCCCUAUGCAGAUGCCUUAUGGCCUUGCCAGCCACCUCAGCGGGGGAGGCAUGCCUGGUGGCUUCUGCCCUCUCAACACCAACGGGUACGGCCGGCCAGGCCUGCCACAGCCCUCGCACCCGGAGAAGCUGCCCAGCGACCUGGAUGACAUGUCCAUCGAGAAGUUCGAGUUUGACAUGGAGACUGUCCUCCAUGACACUCUGAUGGACGGAGACUCCCUGGACUUCAACUUUGAGCCAAUGGUGACCCAACAAGGCUUCCCCCACGGAGUGAAGACCACCACACACAGCUGGGUGUCAGGGUAGAAACUAGUGUGAAAAGUUCGGUUCAACUGACUUGUUGCUGUUGCAGUUUGGUAAAAGACACAAUCAGAAAUCAUUUGAGACAAAAAGCGUAUCUUAGGAUGUUUAAUCCUCAUCCCGACUUCACCUGCAGUUUCUGUACCAUCGGUCUCAAAAAUACUUUUUGGAUCACCUCGAGAGACUGAAACUGGCCGUGAUCUGCUGAGAAUGCAUCUCCAUUGGUGUCCCUGAACCGGUGAAGAUGAAUAUCAGAGUUAUUUUUGAAAUAUCAAAUAUUCUGUACAAACUAAGUGCCAAACAUUUUGCCUUAAUGUAAGAGCCAAACUGAAACACACCUCUCUGGUUUACUCGUCGAGAUUGCAGAUCGCAGCAGCACCACCUGUAGAAGUGCUCAGACUCACACUAUGCUGUUUACUGUGUUUCCACAAUCAAACGUUUUCUAUGUACAGUGUGGUGAUAACUGAUUACCACUACAGAAGAAUUAUGAAGGUAAAUGGCUCAUGGGUCUGUGGACUGACUUGAUGUUAAGUGAGAAACCUCUCAAGGGAUCCUCGGAUGAUGUUACAUAAUAACUCACUUUGUUAUUGCCUGAAUGUACAUAAUGUCAUCAUACGGUUUGUAAAAUCAGGUCUCGCGGUGUAUUUUCUAAGACUGUAAAUAGUGUUUACAGAGUGGAAGCAAAAAUCAAGGCAGCAGACGUGAGCUCACGCAGAAAACUGGAUCAGAUUCUUUUAAACACAUGUCGAGUGGACAGAUCUGUGCUUGAGGAUUCUUCUCAAUCAGGCUGUAAAAUGGUAAUACACUUUCAGAUUUCUUGUACAUACGUUAAGAAUGUAUAUUAAAAUGAUGUAGUAGAUGUUUACUAGAUUUAGUAUAUAUUUGAGACCUAAAUUAUUUGUGGUUAAUAUAGAUUUAUGCUGGUGCAUAACCUGCACUCAGACGUCAGAAUUGUUCUGAGUCAUUCGUCACUCUGAACCUUAAUUAAUACCACAGGGGCCUAUUUAUUGUGCCUAACAAAGUAGAUAUCAACUGCAGGCUUGAAGGGUUUUAUAUUGUAAAUGUCUACGGUCCAGAAGAUGCUCAAAUCCAGCAGUCUUGAAGAAAAGUCCAGUGAAUUCUUUAUUUUCAGCUCCCUGCUUUCACUUUUUUUGUAGAAGUCGAGAAGAAACAAGUGGCGGUGGGUUUCCUGAACGCUUCGCAGUGCUGUGAAUGUUAAGAGGUCAAGGCAGGUUUUUUUGUUUGUUUGUUUUUUAAAAGAUACGCUCAGUGCUACUGUUGUUUUCACACCAAGGCUGAGUCCAAGACCUGCCAGAGAUUUGUCAUUUAAGACACUGUGAGUCAAAAGCCUGUCCCUUGUUGAGUUUCAGAACUUUUCUUUGUCUUCGUCUCACAAUCCUAGUAUGGCUGAUUUCAAUUAGCACAGCAUGAUUCCUUUUUGUCCAAAAGGGCCCUUUGAUGCUGUCAAUAGGAUCAGCUUUACUGCUUUUAAUGAGACUCCACUUUCACUCUACCCCUCCUACCUCUGCCUAUCUCUGUGUCCUUUUGAUAUAAUGGUAACACGUGACUCGAUAACUCCAAUCAUCUUUUAAAUAGCAAGUCUGUUUUAAUUACUUUUUAAAGUCGCCCCUGAAAAGCGCCACUAAGUGUUAAGUAUCUUAUCCAGCUUGUAUAUUUGCAUCCUCUGACUUGCUUUUCUCACUUAUUGCUGUACUAACAAUGAGCUUGUCAGCCUGUCAGUGACUUAUCAUGCCAUUUGUCACAAAUGGUGUACAAGGUUGUUGCUACCUUUGUGGAGAUGGUGUCUGUAAACAUGACUGCUUCUCAUGAAGUCGACUGGUUCUGUGGCUUAGAGAUAACAAACUAAAACUGAAAACUGCCUAUUCGACAUUGAUGUUUAUUGUGUGAUUUAUCCAGACACCACAUAUGUCAGUGGGUGUCUGAUCAUGUGUUGUCGACGGCUCUGAAUAUUCAGGUUUUUGUUCAAGUCAUGCUACUAUUGAGUUCACCUCCAAUCAGAGGUGUUUAAUUAGUUUUAUUGCUUGGUUGAAACGAAAAACUUGCAGACUCCAGAGCGGCGACGGCACAUAAUCUGACACCGCUGACAGAGAUUUUUAGAAAGCCUGGGAGCGUGGCAGGUUUAAGAAGAGUAAAAUGAAAUUCUUAACAUUUCAAAAAGCCCUGCAGAGAAGCUGGUAAAGAAGCUGCUGUUUGGCGUUGAUGCCAGGUGUUGCCUUUUCUUACCCAAACAUGCCAUAGUGUACUAUAGCCAAAUUUGCCUUUGAAGUUACAGUGAAAAUAUUUAGCAUUUUUAUCAUGUGAUAUGUUCAGAAUUAUAUAUAUAUUUGUGCCGGUCACUCAAGUCAGGAUAAACUGUAAUGAAUCCAUGUAGUCAGUGUCACAGGGUUCACUCUGAAAGUAAAAGAGCUGUACUAAGUAAAUUAUAUGUCUACAUUUUUAAAUGAUUGAAUCUAUGCAUUGUAUUCCUUAAUUUUAUGUUGCUAUUGUUAUAAUUUCUUUUUCUUUGAACUUAUGACAGAGAUAUUUUAUUGUAACAUAGCGCUGUGAGAUAUUAUGGUGUCGUUGUUGUCAAAACUCUAUGUUCCUGAUAGUUAUAUGGGGGAAAAAAAUGAAGUUUAUUUAGAAAAUAGAUGAUGCAGUGAUUAAUAUGCUAAGCUUUUGUAAACUGACAAUGUUGUAUUUCUUGUAUUUAGCUACAGUUUUUAGAAAACAGCAUCAAAAAGCAAAUUACGGAAAAAAAAGUAAAGAUUUGUUGCAUUUUUAAAAUGAAGAACACAAUAUUUAGUUUGUCAGAGAAGUCCUGCUCAGAAUGCAGGUUCUGGACCAAUUUUUGUAAUUUUACUAGAAUGGAGAGAUAUUGUACUUUUACUUACAUUUUAUAACAAAGUGCUCCUCAUAACAAGAGGAAGAGUUCCCAUUGCAUACUUUAAAAUAAAAAUCUGUUACGUUUGACUCCUAUACAGGAAUAAAUUGGACUUGUGCUGUGUGAUUUGCAAUCAAUAAGAAUAUGUAACUCGUUCAAUAUUAAUGUAUUAAGACCUGAAUAAAUGUACUUCUG
This is a messenger RNA of Chelmon rostratus (copperband butterflyfish), 5434 nucleotides long. It is a transcript of the gene foxo1a, whose product is annotated as forkhead box O1 a. Gene Ontology annotation, biological process: regulation of transcription by RNA polymerase II. The coding region runs from base 349 to 2361 and encodes 670 amino acids. The transcript has 3 exons. Gene Ontology annotation, cellular component: nucleus. Gene Ontology annotation, molecular function: DNA-binding transcription factor activity, RNA polymerase II-specific; RNA polymerase II cis-regulatory region sequence-specific DNA binding. Lineage: Eukaryota; Metazoa; Chordata; Actinopteri; Chaetodontiformes; Chaetodontidae. The record is from RefSeq and is a predicted model, not a curated record.